Molecule: messenger RNA, 1953 nt
Organism: Eublepharis macularius
Lineage: Eukaryota; Metazoa; Chordata; Lepidosauria; Squamata; Eublepharidae
Gene: TROAP
Product: trophinin associated protein
Exons: 15
Coding region: 103-1932 (609 amino acids)
Source: RefSeq, a predicted model, not a curated record
CUGGAUGGCUGACAGUCCCUCGCUGUGGGGCGUUGGGGAGGCGAAGCGCGAGCGCAGAUAUCAGCAGAAGAUUUAACGGCCAGGUCACAGCAGCUGUUCUAAAUGGCCCAGUCUGGAAAGGAAAAUGCGCAAGGGGGCUUGCCCCUUCGAGGGAAAAAGAUGGAGUUGGGGCAGAAAGAGAGUACCGCCGGCAGCAAGAUCCCCGUUCUAGUGAAGAGCAGGCCCCCAGCAGAGCAGCAGGCAGGGCCGUCCGCUGUGAAGAGCCAAGGGUGCAAGACAGCCAAGUUGUCUUCUGUGGGUGUUCCAGUCCCGGAACCUACAGCUGGGUUACUCUCCAUGAGCUCUGCCAGGGAGCCCCUAGGGCCGGUGCAGCUGAGUGUAUCGGGUCAUAGGAACAUGCUGGAAGUUGGAAAUGCAAAUGACAAAGAAGCCAGAGCAGUGGAAUUCGUGCCCGAUGCAGCAGCUCUUGCCAGCAUCCUGUCCAACACAGGCCUGUCGAAUCACACGGGGAGCGCGAACCAGAAGCCCAGCCUGGCCCGACGGGUGCCGCUGAGGGGGAACCGAGCAUGCUCAGCCAGCACUGGGACUGGCCAAGGCUCCCGCUGUGGAGGAGCUGCCGCCCGCAUGUCCCAUCUCUCCAGACCAGCCUCAAAAGAUAUGGAGCAGCCACGAUCUUGUAUUCUGGCCCUGAACGCCCAGCAACUGAAGGCACUUUCUACGAGGCUUGGGGACCUUGGGCCCGGGGUGGAGGCGAAGCACAGCCAACCAACUGAGAGCCUGGAAGCAGGCAACUGUAAAGAUUCAUCGGCCAGACCCAAGACGGAACGUUUGAACAGCGUCACCGAGGCUGGUAAUGCAAAGCAAAGCACCCCAUCUGGCAGUAAGGGAACGACAGGAGCCUCAUGGACAGAAGAAGAGUUUGUUCCCGAUCCAGCGGCCAAAGCCAGCAUCCUGUCGAACGUAGGAGUGAGCCAUUCAGCCCUCGGGCCUGGCGGCAAGAUGAGUCUGGCCAGGCGGGUGCCGGUGAGAGACGUUCGGAAGCCACCUGGCAGCGUCAUGGCUGAAAAUGUUUCUCCUGCAACACCCAAGUUUGGCCGGGUGUCCUGCCGUUCCACCAAGGGCCUUAAAGGUCUCAAGGAGUCGGGGGUUUCCAGAGCCCACCUUGCCGUCACUCCCAGCAACAGAUGCUCUAUGAGGGAUUGUUUGCUGACUAGUGAAGCCAGGAGGGUCCCUGUGGCACACCCACCAUCUUUGGGGAAGAUUGCAGUGCGGCUCUUUAACGACGGUCUAGAAGCAUCGGCCAAGAGGGUGCCUGCAGGUCGUGUCAUCCCCUCGGACAUGGGAAAACUCCAGCGUGUCGAGUUCCUUGCUCGGCUCCUGCAGCAGGAAAUCAACAGCAGCGUUGAUGAAGUUGCCCCCUCGCUGGAAGAACUACACAAACUGUUGUCUGUUCGCUGCUCACCUGCAUCGGAGGCCCCCGAACCCGAUCUCGUCAUCACCACGCCUCUACAGGAUCCUACACGGCAGCUUGGCGAGCAACCCGUUGUCCCUGCUGCCUCCGUGGCACCCGUACCCAGCACCACGCCCAACACGACCGACUCGCAGCCUGUCUGUUCUGCUCCCUCCUUGCCCUCUCUUGGGCCUUCUCCAUCCGGUGCAGACAGUAGAGGAGUUUCAGCCACCUCUUCGUCCGUGGCCCAUAUCCAGCAACGCGUGGCAGCUUUUAUAGACGCACGUCGGCAUUUCUAUGAGGGCCUCCUGGAUGAUGAGUGUGCCUUCUAUACAUCCCGCGUCCCCACCUUCGCUCAGUCUCCAGUGCCACGUUGUAAAGAGCCUGUAGCAAAAGCGCUGGAUGCUGAAGAUACCACGCACUUUACCCCCAUCUCCACACAGUCCCCACUGGCAGAAGUCGAGAGGUUUUCGCCUUUAUGAUGGUCUCGGUCCUUGAUUUCU